This is a messenger RNA of Sinocyclocheilus anshuiensis, 3089 nucleotides long. RefSeq names its product spondin-1-like. Gene Ontology annotation, cellular component: extracellular matrix. NCBI's taxonomy places the organism in Eukaryota, Metazoa, Chordata, Actinopteri, Cypriniformes, Cyprinidae. Gene Ontology annotation, biological process: cell adhesion. The record is from RefSeq and is a predicted model, not a curated record. Bases 1 to 1893 code for a protein of 630 amino acids. The transcript is spliced from 13 exons.
AUGAAUGUGACUGAGGCAGAGCCACUGUAUGGAGAAACCACAGACAAACCCCUGUUGGACUGCUGUGCCUGUGGAACUGCCAAAUACAGAGUCACCUUCUACGGGAACUGGUCAGAGAAACUGCACCCAAAAGACUACCCAAGGAGAGCCAAUCACUGGUCAGCCCUUAUUGGAGCUUCCCAUUCAAAGAACUAUAUAUUGUGGGAGUAUGGAGGUUAUGCCAGUGAAGGGGUCAAACAAGUCGCUGAACUGGGCUCACCGGUCAAGAUGGAGGAGGAGAUCCGUCAGAAGGGUGACGAGGUCUUGACCGUCAUAAAGAUGAAGGCCCAAUGGCCAGCCUGGCAGCCCCUUAAUGUUCGAGCGGCUCCUUCAGCCGAGUUCUCAGUGGACCGCACACGUCACCUGAUGUCCUUUCUGACCAUGCUGGGUCCCAGUCCUGACUGGAACGUGGGUCUGUCAUCAGAGGACCUCUGCACCAGAGAGUGUGGCUGGGUCCAGAAGGUGAUUCAGGACCUCAUUCCAUGGGAUGCGGGGACAGACAACGGGGUCACUUAUGAGUCUCCCAACAAGCCUACAACACCUCAGGAGAAAAUUUGUCCCCUCACAAGUUUAGACAAUCCACAGAGCCCUUUCUACGACCCAGAAGGUGGCGCAAUCACUCCUGUGGCCAGAGUUGCCGUGGAGAGAAUUGCCCGAAAGGGUGAGCAGUGCAACAUUGUGCCUGAUAAUGUGGACGACAUUGUGGCUGACAUUGCCCAAGAGGAAAAAGAAGAAGAUGAUACUCCAGAGACAUGUAUCUACUCCAACUGGUCUCCGUGGUCUGCGUGCAGCUCCUCGACGUGUGAGAAGGGGAAGAGGAUGAGGCAGAGGAUGCUGAAGGCACAGCUGGAUCUUAGCGUGCCCUGUCCACAUACUCAAGACUUUGAGCCCUGCAUGGGGCCUGGCUGCAGUGAUGAGGAUGCUUCCACCUGCAUGAUGUCAGAAUGGAUCACAUGGUCACCAUGCAGUAUGUCAUGUGGUGCAGGUGUGCGCUCUAGGGAGCGCUAUGUAAAACAGUUUCCUGAUGAUGGCUUUGCUUGCACCCAUCCCACUGAAGAGACAGAGCCAUGCACUGUCAAUGAGGACUGCUCUCCAAGCAGUUGUUUGGUUACUGAAUGGGGUGAAUGGGAUGCAUGCAGCGCUACCUGUGGGCUUGGCAUGAAUAGACGGGAGCGGAUGGUGAAAAUGCCCCCGUCUGAUGGCUCCAUUUGUGGGGCUGAGAUGGUGGAAGUGGAAAGGUGUAUGAUGCCAGAAUGUCAUACAAUCCCAUGUUUACUGUCCCCGUGGUCAGACUGGAGCGAUUGCAGUGUGACGUGUGGUAAAGGCACACGGACACGUCAGCGUAUGCUCAAAUCACCUGUGGAGUUGGGAGAAUGCAACGAGGAGCUGGAACAGAUGGAGAAAUGCAUGCUGCCAGAGUGUCCGAUGGAUUGUGUGAUGUCAGAGUGGUCCGAGUGGUCAGAGUGCAGUAAAUCCUGUGGGAAGGGCCAUUUGAUCCGUACACGCAUGAUCACUCUGGAGCCUCAGUUUGGCGGGGAUCCGUGCCCUGAGACCACACAGAGAAAAACAUGCAAGAUCAAGAAGUGUAAUCAAGGAGGCUUAAACAGUGACGAGAGGAAGAGGCGCAAGGAAGACCGUAAGAAGAGGAGGAACAAACAGGGAAGGGAGGAGAGUGCCGAUGAGCUCGCAGGAUGCAAAAUGAAGCCGUGGGCUGCAUGGACUGACUGUACCAAGCUGUGUGGUGGGGGGAUCCAGGAGCGGUUAAUGACGGCCAAGAAGAGAUAUAAGAAUGCACAACUAACUAGCUGUAAAGAACGAAAGGAGAUACGGGCCUGCAAUGUCCAUCCCUGCUAGGGCUGUACUGAAUGGGCUUGUGUGAUGGGACCCAAUCUAGAUUAUGAACAGACUGUGAGACACUGUCUUGCAAUAUAUUUAAUGCUCUCUGUUUCGGGUUGGAAAGCUGCAACAGGUAGUCAGUUAUUUUUACUUUUAUUUUCUAGAAUUUAUCGUGACCCAGGCAUUGUCUAGCCUGUAAAGGAAUGGGAAACCAAGAGGGAGGGUGCUCAGAGUUGCUAUGUACUAUACAAAUCCAGAUGUAUUAAUAUGCUUUAGUAUUUGAGAGUAACAGCUCUCUGUGAAGCUUUGAAGAGGGGAGUUCUUUUGAAGACUGAUUUUUCACAAGCAGGAUCAUGUCAUAUUAAAGCUUAAUGUGUUCUGACAUGAAAUGCAAAACAAGUUUCUCCUUUUAUACUCUGUGAUCAGAUCACACACACACACACACACACACACACACUAUUUUUUUUAAUCACAGUCUUACAUGUCAGACAUCAUGUGAAGUGAUCCCCCCCUGCUAUGGCAGGUACCCAUGUUCACAUUUAAUCAGAAGAUUAGAAUCGCUAUGGCCAUAAAUAUUCAGAGUUUGGGAGUUUUAUUUCUGUUUUAUUGGUAUGUACAGUAUUCAUCAAGGUCUUGUUUAAAUGUAGGUAUUAGAAUGUAAAAUUCUGAGGUACAAUAACUAACUCAAACCCUAAAUUUGUACAUUUGGAUAGACACUGAAACGUACAAUAUGGACAUAUUGAGAACAUAUAAAAUCUAAACACUAUUAUGUAUUUACAGCUAUAGAAACGUGACAUAUUUACAAAUCUUUUAUGUCAUAAAUAUAUUUGUAUAUUUACAUUUUUACCAUUUUAUAGAUAUAUUUUAGAUCCCUUGACCCUACCCCAAACCUAAGCAUAAAGAUAACAGACUAAUAAGUGUAAGCACCAUAAUUUAUUUAUUGUUAAAUUGUCAAAAUGCAGUACCAAAGCAGUCCAAGUGGCUAAUGUAUUUCAGUCACAGUACACUCUGGCAGAAUAUAAUAGUUUUGUGUGUGGUUUAGAGUAGAAUUUACAGAAGUAUCAGCAGAAGCUGUUAAUCGCUGAAAAUCGUAUUCCAAUAUACUCCGUGAAGGUGCACAUAUCUCCUUCAAAUGCAUAUAUUAAUUUUAAGGUUUUAAAGUGCAGUCUAGUUUAAUAUCUAAUGUUAUGUAAUCCUUUUAAAUUGAAUGUCAA